Molecule: messenger RNA, 348 nt
Organism: Microthlaspi erraticum
Lineage: Eukaryota; Viridiplantae; Streptophyta; Magnoliopsida; Brassicales; Brassicaceae
Source: the annotation of a GenBank genome assembly
AUGGAAGCUGUUUUGGGAAACGAGCAAGAAUACAAAGAACGAACGAGAAGAAGAAGAAGAAGAAGAAGACGAGCAGCCACCAACACCGCCUCCACCGUGUUUUUGUGGGGAAUCUUGAUACUUGCUAAGUUUGGUUUGUCUUCUUCAUCAGCUCUUUCUCCUGAUCAAUAUUAUUAUCAUCAGUCCUACUCUUCGCCGAGAAAGGCUGGUCCUUUCCAUGAAACUGUGCCGUUUCAAUCCCCCAAAGCCUCAGUGUCGUUCACGGGUCGAGAAGAAGAAAACAGAGAUGAUGUUUAUAAAGACGACAAGAGAUUAGUUCACACAGGUCCAAAUCCUCUUCACAACUGA